AUGCUUAAUCCAAAAAGAAGAACUAGGUUGUCCUUAUGGUUACUGAUCAUUCAGUGCUUGCUUGUUUUAAACUGUCACAAAACAUCACAAAUCGGUAUCUCCUCAAAUAUAAUCAAUAGUGUCUUAUCACUAGAAGAAUUAGCCGCCCUUGACUUUCCCUGGGCCAAAAAGACACUAGAGAGGUACAGAAAAGGCCUGAUUACACAAGAUGGGUCUCCUUUGAUAAACUCAAAUGAUCAGAAGGAAAAGGAUCUAUUUCUAAACUUUACCUUUUAUAGACUACUAAAUCUUAGAUGUAAUCGUCUACUGCAGGUUGAAUAUAUAGCCUCUCUUCUAAAGACAUUAUUUGAGUACGGCGGGGCAAGAGAGAUUACAUUAGACCCACUAUUAGACUAUACGCCAGACAUUCUUAUGUUGUAUGCUACAUUAAGCCAAGAUCCGACACAAGCCAGCCCGACUAUUCAAAGAACUAUCAACCCCAAACACGUUAUCUUUGUUGAAAAUCUCGCCAGUCUCGCUUUCUAUUUAGGCACAGAGGAGGCUAUAGAUAGGCUUGAAGUGUUGUGUUUAGAUUGGAAAGAGUAUGUCAAAUACACGGGAGUAUCUCCAGAAAAGGAAGACAACAAAACAUCCGAGGCCAUGCGCGCAUACAAUUUUAUUCAUAACAAGCUAGAUGUUCAACUUUUGCGCAGCACUGCUAUAUUCAACUACAUCCAUCCGCUCAACACAAGUCUUUAUCUUGCCGGACUCAACUACAAAUAUGAUGCAAAAGAAAAGGCGUUCGUUGUGGUCAAAAAUACCAUCUUUGAUACCGAAAAGGACUGGGCGGUAGGAAUCACAGACGUGGCACAGUUUACUUUUAAGGACGCAGUCCGUUUGAGCUAUGCUCCUAGCGCCACAUACACUAUCGUAGUACAGGAUGAGUGUCUGGAGACCUUCAAGAAUGCAGUAGAACAGUAUCUAAGGCCCAAAGAAUACAAGAGCUUUCAUCGAGACAUAAACAAGCACAUAAGAACCUUCAAAGAGUACAAAAGAUACAAAAGGUCAAAGAGACAAAACUACCACAGUGCAGGCAACGAGAAUGGACCAGAGAAUUAA
Nematocida homosporus is the source of this 1098-nucleotide messenger RNA. RefSeq lists its product as uncharacterized. Lineage: Eukaryota; Fungi; Microsporidia. The record is from RefSeq and is a predicted model, not a curated record. The transcript has a single exon. The coding region runs from base 1 to 1098 and encodes 365 amino acids.